AUGGCCUCGCUCGAAUUAGCGCAGGACAAGCACACUGGGCAGCAGCAGCAGCAGCAGCAGCAGCAGCAGCGCGAAGUGCCUCCCCACCGGUCGCACGAUCCCCAGUACAACCAGAAGAGGAGCGACCCGUUCCAGUUCGGAUCCCGCUACCUCGGGGAGGAUGACGACGUCUUCGAGUUCAAUGCCUGGGACCAUGUCGAGACUGACGACGCGUACAAGGAGUAUGCCGAGCAGCAGUACGCCAUGCAGCGCCAGGCGCCCGUGUCCGAGUUUGACAAGAAGCGGUUCAACUCGGACCCAGCCAAGUGGUGGAACCUAUUCUACAAAAAUAACGCCGCCAACUUUUUCAAAGACCGGAAGUGGCUGCAGCAGGAGUUCCCAAUUCUGGAUAAAGUCACGCAGGAGGACGCUGGGCCGGUGACCGUCCUAGAGAUAGGAGCCGGUGCCGGGAACACGGCAUUUCCAGUUCUGGCCAAGAACAAGAACCCCCAGCUAAAGCUACAUGCCUGUGACUUUUCCAAGAAGGCGGUCGAGGUCAUGCGCAGCCACGAGUCGUACGACCCGAAGGUGAUGCAAGCCGACGUCUGGGACGUGGCCGGCGACGAGCUGCCGCCGGGCCUCGGCGAAGGCUCCGUAGACGUAGCGGUCAUGGUGUUCAUCUUCUCCGCGCUGUCCCCGCUGCAGUGGCAGAAGGCGGUAGAGAACGUCUACCGGGUGCUCAAGCCGGGCGGCGAGGUCUGCUUCCGCGACUAUGGAAGAGGAGACCUCGCCCAGGUCCGCUUCAAGAAGGGCCGGUACCUGGAGGAGAACUUUUACAUCCGCGGCGACGGCACGCGCGUCUACUUCUUCGAGAAGGACGAGCUGGCUGACAUAUGGACGGGCAAGCACGGCAGCGCGGACGGCGCGCAGGCGGCGCGCUUCGAGAUCGAGGAGCUGGGCGUUGACCGUCGGCUGCUCGUCAACAGGGCCAAGAAGCUGAAGAUGUACCGUUGCUGGCUGCAGGGCCGAUUUAGAAAGAAAUAG
This is a messenger RNA of Thermothielavioides terrestris NRRL 8126, 1023 nucleotides long. RefSeq lists its product as uncharacterized. Gene Ontology annotation, molecular function: tRNA (cytidine-N3)-methyltransferase activity. The record is from RefSeq and is a predicted model, not a curated record. Lineage: Eukaryota; Fungi; Ascomycota; Sordariomycetes; Sordariales; Chaetomiaceae. The transcript has 2 exons. The coding region runs from base 1 to 1023 and encodes 340 amino acids.